Antrostomus carolinensis (chuck-will's-widow) is the source of this 726-nucleotide messenger RNA. Its product is annotated as ETS translocation variant 5. NCBI's taxonomy places the organism in Eukaryota, Metazoa, Chordata, Aves, Caprimulgiformes, Caprimulgidae. Gene Ontology annotation, cellular component: nucleus. Gene Ontology annotation, molecular function: DNA-binding transcription factor activity, RNA polymerase II-specific; sequence-specific DNA binding. The transcript has 6 exons. The record is from RefSeq and is a predicted model, not a curated record. Gene Ontology annotation, biological process: regulation of transcription by RNA polymerase II; cell differentiation. The annotation marks the transcript as partial.
CUCUAUGAGCACAGUGGCCCUGGCCUGCCCGGCCCUCCCAGCCACAGCUUCCAGCCCCCCAUGGGCAUCAAGCAGGAGCCUCGGGAUUACUGCAUUGACUCAGAAGUGCCUAACUGCCAGUCCUCAUACCUGCGGGGGGGUGUCUUCUCCAGCAGCCAUGACGGAUUUUCAUAUGAAAAGGACACACGAUUGUAUUUUGAUGACACGUGUGUGGUACCUGAGCGGCUGGAGGGUAAAGUGAAGCAGGAGCCCACCCUGUACCGUGAGGGCCCUCCCUACCAGCGGCGCGGGUCCCUGCAGCUCUGGCAGUUCCUGGUCACCCUCCUGGACGACCCCGCCAAUGCCCACUUCAUCGCCUGGACCGGCCGCGGCAUGGAAUUCAAGCUGAUUGAGCCUGAGGAGGUAGCGCGGCGCUGGGGCAUCCAGAAGAAUCGACCGGCCAUGAACUACGACAAGCUCAGCCGCUCCCUGCGCUACUACUACGAGAAGGGCAUCAUGCAGAAGGUGGCUGGUGAGCGAUAUGUCUAUAAAUUUGUCUGCGACCCCGACGCCCUUUUCUCCAUGGCCUAUCCUGACAAUCAGCGUCCCUUCCUGAAAACGGAGACCGACUGCCCAGUGCCCGAGGAGGAGACGGUGCCGUUGACACACUUCGAGGACAGCCCGGCUUACCUCCUGGAGAUGGAUCCCUGCAGCAGCCUUCCCUACGCGGAGGCCUUCGCUUACUGA